UGGCAGCAGCAAUAGCAACAUCUUCUCCCUGGGCGAGCUAGAGGAAUUACCCCCUCGGUCCAACUUCCAGCCGACAGGAAGUGGUACCCAGACACUGCGGGGGUUCCCGACGCAGAGCCCCUGAUCUGGAGGUCCUGGCCAAGGGUGUUCUGUGACAGCAGGGACUUCUGUGGUCUGAGGCACCCAGGCAAGUCUCUCAACUGUUCAGAGAUUCCGUUUCCCACCACCAGCCUGUCGGAGUCAUGGGACUGUGCCUUUGAAUCUGGGCCCGAUUCAAAGGGCAUUCUGGAUGCUCUGUGGCAGUGUACAGUGCCAUGGAGCAUCCGCGGGGACCGAAGAAGCCUCUGUCGGGGAGAAGAGCCAGGUCUCUGGACAGGUCACAUGGCCCCAAGAAGGACUCAGAGUCAUGGAACUGCCAGUGCCUUUCCCUGCCCAUUCUCACCACCCCCUACAGGCGGGUGCUGCACCGGACGGCCAGCGACGGGACCAGGUGUCCCCAGAGCCCAGCUCAGUCUGUGGAGGCUCAGGGCACCACGGCCAUAGCCCUCAGCCUGGAGGAGACCAGGGAGUUUCUCCCCAGUGACCAGAAGCCUCCGCAGGACACUAAGAAGGACAAGGCCCAGAGGUGGGGCCAGCAGGGGUGGCUGAAGACCUUUAUAAACUUCCUUCUGAGGACAGGCCCUGAGGAGCCCAAAGAAAAGGGCAGCCGGAAGGCAAAGGGGAAGGAGGGCCUCCCCAAGCCCGCAGAAGCCCCUGGGGCACCAGGGGACACAGCUCCUAGGAAGAAAGCCCACGACAAGAAGGCCAGCCGCAAGAAACAUGGUCACAAGAAACAUGUUGCUGAGGAAACCAAGGGGACCCAAGAUCAGGAGACCGAAGGCCAAGAGACAGGGCUGUGCAAGAUGGCGGUUGCCCCACGCUCCGAGGAGGCUGACCUGGGCCCAGCACCCAGGGGUGGGGAAGGUUCAGAUCUCCACCAGUCCUUGUUCAUUGAGGACAGGGGUCCUGGAGCGUCGGAGAUUUCUUCUCAAGCCACAGGUCACUGGCCGGAAGAGAAGCUCAAAACCCUUGACAAGGAGACCAUCAUCAGGAUGAUAGUGGAAUUUCUCCAAAGAGUGGGAGACCAGUGGGAGGAGGAGCAGCUUCAAGCUCCUCGGCCAGAGGUGGUUCAACAGAACCCAGUGCCAGCCGUCAGGAAGAAAUCCCAAGAGAAGAAGUCUAGCCUCAAGAGAGCCUUUCCUCAUAAGAAACACGGCUCCGAGGAGCCUAAGAGAGCGGGGCCUGCCGGUGUUUCCAGCCCCGAGUCCCGGCCACUCAGGAGGCCCAACUUUCUGCCCCUGCUCACCGAGCCCUCCACCUCUAGCAGCCUCGGUUCGGAGGAACCCCAUGUCCACGAGGCCCCGUCUGCAGAGAGCGGGGCUCCAAGUGCCUUCGAGCUUGCCGCCCAAGCAGGAAGCCAGGGACCCGAAGAAGACUUGCAGAUGAACAGAACCGUGGAAUUCAAAGAAUUCAUUCAGAAGAUCAUUGCCCUACUCCAGGGUGCAGAGGAGCAGAGGGGAGAGAAGCAGCUUCAAGUCGAGGAACCGGAGGUGGCUAUAGAAAACACAUCCCCACCCUGCAGAAGGAAAUCCCAUGAGAAAAAGUCCAGUUUCAGAAAAGCCUAUUCUCAUAAGAAAUGCGGCUCCAAGGAAGGGAAGAGAGCGUGGGCUGCAGGUGUUGCCAGCCCGGAGUCCCGGCCGCACAGGAGGCCCAGCUUUCUGCCCCUGUGCAUGGGGGGCCAUCAGCCCUCUGCCUCCAGCAGCCUCGAUCUGGACAAUGUUGAGUUCCAGGAGUCCUUGCCUGAAGAAGGGACACCUGUUGGAUCCUCAGAAGCGCCCCCCCAGACCAGGGGCCACAAGCCAGAGGAGGGACUGCAGCCGGAUGAAGUGUUCGAAUCUAAGGAGCUGAUCAUUCAGGGGCUGGUGGACCUUCUCCAAGAAGUGGAUGACCAGUUGGGAGAGCAGAUCAGGCGACACCCCAGCUUUAAGAGGGUUUUACACAAGCUCUCAGACUCCUCCCUCAGGAAGUUGGCAGCCACCCUGCAGAGCCAGAAGGCCCACCUUGCAGAGCUGGACAGGAACCUCACCAAGAGACCCUACCACUUUGCCUUUGGCUCAUCUAACAAAUUUGCCGGCAACAAUAGCCACACCAUCCUUAGCCUCAUGGGCCUGUGCUAUGGCCAUAGCCAACACAGCUACACCCACUUCCUGUGCCCGAUGGCCCAGCAGAACAUCGCAAGUCUUGAAAUCCAAAGUCCAGAUUAAAAGCUAUGCUUUAAACUCAAGCUCCCUUGAACUAUUCAAACAAUUGGCAGCUUUAGGCAGGACCCUCUGAGGAUGCUUCAUGACACCCUCCCCAGAUAUGAAUGAAAACAAGGAUGGAUGGCCAUCUGCGUACGUAUGCCAUCGUGGGCUUCCUGAGACUGGGAUACACGAAUCCCUCUUCCACUUAGCGGGACGCAGAGGCCAUGCUGGGGGAAGGAGAGUACCGCACCGGGAGUUAGGAGACUAGAACUCCACCUGCUGAGCUGCCCCAACUUGCUGCAAGACCCUGGACUUGUCUUCCACUCCCGACCUUGGAUUCUGGGCAAGACUAUGUAUACGACCCAUCGGAUCUCUUCUGACUCCAUCAUGUUAAAGUCUCUUUAAAAGGGGGGAGGUUGUUGCUUUCACUCAAUGGCUAAAUACACCCCACUGAGCUGGAGGCAGUCCUUAAGUCCUCACUGAAGGAAUGAAUGAACAGACGAAUGAGUGGGAGAGCUCCUGAGAUCCAGGCGAUUCUGUCAGGCAUUCCUUGGGAGGCCUUGGUCCUCCACUGGAAUUGUGCAACCCGUAGUUCUCUCUCUAAAUUGGGGGCUAGGGAGGAAAUGGGGCACUACCUUGACAGGCACUGGUCCUGAGCAUUGAACCAGGGGUCAAGGCCUUCACAUUCUGGGGUUAACUUUAGUACCGACUUAUGUACACUUAUUUUUUACUAUCAUGUAUUUUCCUGACCUGUAGGGGCUAAAACUAUGCCUGCUAUCACGUGGAAGGCUGGCUGGCAUUUUCUAGAUGACAAUUGCAAAUGAGUCUUUCUUUUUGUUUUUGUUUUUUAAGAUUUUAUUUAUUUAUUUGUCAGAGAGAGGGAGAGCACCAGCAGGGGGAGUGGCAAGCAGAGGAAGAAGCAGGCUUCCCACUGAGCAAGGAGCACGAUGUGGGACUCGAUCCCAGGACCCCAGGAUCAUGGACCUGAGCCGAAGGCAGACACCUAACCGACGGAGCCAUCCAGGUGUUCUGAGUCUAGUUUAUUAAAAUAAAUUUUUGUUUACUCUCUCAGCAGAAUACCCAUAUGCAUUUAACCAGAUGUGCAUCCAUGUGCAACAAGUAAUUUAUUCAGUUGGCCAACAGUGCUUAAUGUCCAUAUGGGUUUACAGACACCUGUCAGGAAGUCUGCAGGCCUCAGACAGAGAAGACCUAUGGAUUGGGGAUCCCUGGUCUCUCAGAAUCCUUCCAACCCUGUGUCCUAUAAUUCCAUGUCCAGAGAAGUGAAGCUGAUGCCUUGCAUCUCACCCGUCUCAUGGGGGUUUGCCAAGAGUCAGUGAGAGAAUGAAUGUGAAGAGUGCCAUGUCCAUGUAUGUUGUUGUUCUUAUUAUAGCUACAAUCUGGGUAGUUUGCAGGAAAUAGGGAAGGGCUUUAAGCUGGAUUGCCAUGAAUGGUUGUAUGGGUGUGCACUGCUCAAGAACAUCAUACCCCAGGAAGUGAUAUUUACUUCCUAGACGUUGUAGAUAUGUAGAUUUAUGAUAGCAGUUUUCUACCUGAUGGCAGUAAAGAGUCCUGAGAAAGGGGCUCCUUUUUGUUUUUGUACAAAGGUGAGGUGUGGGCUGUUAGAGGCUCUGCCUUCUACAAAGCUGAACAGUUUGAACAGCUUGGCUCAGAUGGGCAGUUUGCCACAUGUCCAUUAUCUACAUGCAUACCCAACAGGGCUAUAAACAUAGCCAUUGGACAUUGCAUGAAACACAUGGCCAAAGGGGAGAGAGUGUUAAAAUCUAGACUCACUCUUAUUACCCUCGCUGGACACUGUAUUGCUAUGUUGAACGUGGUGAUCACUGGGGGGUAGGACUGGAGAGGGGGUGAAACCAAGGGCAAAGAGGCCUUGGGCACUUAGCUGGGACCGGCCUCAAACCUGAGGCAAAGUUUUAGGAAGUUCAACAAAGCAUAUUCUACAAGUCAUUUAGUUUUAUUGCUGAUUCUAAGAAGUGGGGGAGAAGUGGUCUAUUUAUGGAUUUAUUUUAGUGUUCGGGAACACAGCCCCCAAAUGCAAAGGAUCAGAAUCAGUUUUGAAACGAGGGUCAGGAAACUUCUGUACAUAGUUUCUUAUUUGGGAUGAUGUUCUUUAAGUUGUAUGUGUAUUUGGUGUGAGUCCCCGAUGCUGGCAUCUGAGUCUCAUUUUUGUACUGUUAUUUAAGCAAAUAAAGAAAUUGACUUGCA
Zalophus californianus (California sea lion) is the source of this 4505-nucleotide messenger RNA. It is a transcript of the gene BNIP5, whose product is annotated as BCL2 interacting protein 5. The transcript is spliced from 13 exons. The coding region runs from base 315 to 2303 and encodes 662 amino acids. NCBI's taxonomy places the organism in Eukaryota, Metazoa, Chordata, Mammalia, Carnivora, Otariidae. The record is from RefSeq and is a predicted model, not a curated record.